This is a messenger RNA of Chaetomium strumarium, 1818 nucleotides long. RefSeq lists its product as uncharacterized. Gene Ontology annotation, cellular component: precatalytic spliceosome; U4 snRNP; U4/U6 x U5 tri-snRNP complex. The record is from RefSeq and is a predicted model, not a curated record. Bases 1 to 1818 code for a protein of 605 amino acids. The transcript has 2 exons. NCBI's taxonomy places the organism in Eukaryota, Fungi, Ascomycota, Sordariomycetes, Sordariales, Chaetomiaceae. Gene Ontology annotation, biological process: spliceosomal tri-snRNP complex assembly; mRNA splicing, via spliceosome.
AUGUCAACACUCGCAGACGAGCUCCUCCAAGACUUCGAAGGAUCUGGGUCCGAAGCCGGGGGCGACGAGCACGAUGAUGGCCUCUUCGGUGAGGCGGGCCUGUCGGGCGACGCCCAGGCAAAUGGAGGAGACACAUCUAUGGAAGAAGUCCGCGAUGAGGACGAGAACGCAGAUGAAGACGCCGACAUGAUAGACGGCGUUGACGGCAACGCUGCCGCCGCCGCCGCCGGUGACGACGACGACGCGAAGACGAGAAUCGAGAAGAUGCAGCUAGGAGGUGUUCGCGACGUGCGCACCAUUGCAGGGCUCAUGAAGACCCUGACACCAGUUCUUGAGAAAAUCGCACAUUAUCAAUCACAAACCGCCGACCCUGCAGACAGCAUCGGCAAUGUGGAGGACCAUCCCGAGUACCACCUCCUAACGCAGUCGAACGGUUUAUCCACCCAAAUCGAUAACGAGAUCGUGCUCGUACAUAAGUUCAUCCGGGACCACUACUCGGUGCGGUUCCCGGAGCUCGAAACCCUGAUCACCAACCCUCUAGAAUAUGCCAAGGUGGUUGCGAUCUUGGGCAACGGGCCCCUGGACGCGGAGAGCAUCAAGUCACUCCAGGUGUCAACAGACAAUCCCCUGGGCGUGACGCUGAAGUCGGUACUCGAUGGCCCGUCCCUGAUGAUUGUUACGGUGGAGGCCACAACGUCCAAGGGCCGGGCCAUGUCGCAAGAACAACUGCAGCGGGUGAUACAGGCAUGCGAGAUGGUCAUCUCUCUGGACAAGGCCAAGAGAACCUUGACCGAGUAUGUGCAGUCACGCAUGAACGUCUUCGCGCCGAAUUUGACGGCACUCAUCGGCUCUCUGACGGCGGCGCAACUGCUCAACCAGGCUGGCGGUCUCACGGGCCUCUCCAAGACGCCAGCGUGCAACCUACCUGCAUGGGGCUCGAAGAAGCAGGCCAGUGCAGCGCUGGCCACAAACGUCGGCAUUCGGCAUCAAGGUUUCAUAUUCCAGUCGCCUGUCAUCCGGAGCAUCCCAAGCGAUCUCAAGAAACAAGCCAUCAAGAUGUUCGCCAACAAGAUAGUCAUGUGCGCUCGCACCGAUUGUUUCCACCAGUUCCGCGACGGCUCCGAAGGCGAGCGGUUGAAGGACGAGUGCCUCGACCGUCUAGACAAGCUGCACCAGAAGCCCCUGAGCAAAGGUGCACGCGCAUUGCCAGCACCCGACGACAAGCCGAGCAGGAAGCGCGGAGGACGCCGCGCCCGCAAGGCCAAGGAAGCGACAGCCAUAACGGAGCUGAAGAAGGCCCAGAACCGUGUGGCCUUCGGAAAGGAGGAGCAAGAGGUCGGCUAUGGAGUCGGCGACCACACCGCGGGUCUAGGCAUGAUCGGGCAGCGCGACGACGGGCGGCUGCGCGUGGCCCAGAUCGACCAGCGGACACGUGCCAAACUGAGCGCGAAGAGCAAGGGUUGGGGCGGCGCCAGCUCUCUCAGCGGCAGCGCAUCGUCGCUCAGAGGCCUCACUGGAGGCGGAGCCACCAAUCUGACUCUGGCCAGCAGCAAGGGGUUGCGGACAUCGGGUGUCGGGACCAGCUUGGGCUCGACCGCAGGCACCGUGUCAUCGCUUGCCUUCACUGCGACUCAAGGCCUGGAGCUGGUCGAUCCCAAGGUGCAGGCCGAGCUCAGCCGCAAGCGCAAGGCGGACGAGGAUAGGUGGUUCAAGAGCGGCGCCUUCACUCAGGUUGGAGGGGGAAGCAAUGACGGAGUUUUCAAGAAGCCUGAACUGCCGCCGAGCAAGAGGCUUGAUACAGGUUCAACCAAGUCGUAG